Corylus avellana is the source of this 2528-nucleotide messenger RNA. Its product is annotated as RNA-binding (RRM/RBD/RNP motifs) family protein. The record is from RefSeq and is a predicted model, not a curated record. Gene Ontology annotation, molecular function: RNA binding. Lineage: Eukaryota; Viridiplantae; Streptophyta; Magnoliopsida; Fagales; Betulaceae.
UCCUCUUUUUCCAACUUUUGCUUUCUCUUCCCUCCCAUUUCUCUCUCCCUCUCUCUUUUGAUCUCUGACCUAAUUGUGUUUCUGAUCAAUAUCAACACCACUGCCACCAUCACCAUCUUCACCAAAUUCACCUCUAAAUCUUGGAAAGAUCCAUCCAGGCCUAGUGGGUCUUCCUCAUCUUCUAGGACUCAUUAACACAAGCACACACAUACACAGCCAAGUUUUGCAUAGACUUAAUUAGAUUUGGAUCGAUAUCAGCCGCGCGGGGGUUAGAAGAGAGAAAGAAAGGGAGGGAAGAGAUUGUAUAAGAGGGUUGAGAGAGAAUUUUAUUGAGAAGCUAGCUAGCUGUGAAUUGAGCCAGCCAACAACAAUGACACCAGCUAAUUUGGCAGGGCAGUUUGGCGAUACCACUUACACCAAGGUGUUUGUUGGAGGCUUGGCUUGGGAGACGCAGAAGGAGACCAUGAAGAAAUAUUUUGAACAGUUUGGCGAGAUCUUGGAGGCUGUUGUCAUCACCGACAAGGCCACUGGAAGAUCCAAAGGCUAUGGAUUUGUGACUUUUCGGGAACCCGAAGCCGCCAUGAGAGCUUGUGUUGAUGCUGCUCCUGUGAUAGAUGGUAGGAGGGCUAACUGCAAUCUUGCUUCUUUGGGUGUUCAGAGAUCCAAACCUUCGACACCAAAGAAUGGAGGAGCAGGCAGGAACUUUAGGGUAAUGGGCUCCUUUCAGACGGGGUUCGGAGGGGGAGUGGGAACAGCUUUUCCUUCAGCAGCAACCUUCCCUCAUUAUGCCAUCCAACAAGGAGUACCUUAUAAUCUUUAUGGGUACUCUCCGUACUCGCCAGAUUACAGUUACCCUACGAGCUACUACAGCGUUUAUGGAGGGGCGGCAGCAGCCCAGUUUCCCAUGUAUGGAACGGCGGGGCCAGGUGGGAUGAUGACCGGCGCGGCCACGGCGGCGUCUUUCUACCCAUAUCUACAGUUUGGAGAAGGGAGUGGUACCGGAGCAGCCACCGGAUAUAGUUCUGGACAGAGUUAUGGUGUGAAUUACCCACACCACCUGUUUCAGUAUUCGGCCAUCAACUCAACCGGAGGGUACCCACAGCACUAUGGUGCACCCAUGUCUCUUGCACCUACGCCUGCUUUGCAAUCAGUGUGUUUUGCUGUGCCUCAGGCGUGACCGUGGCUCUUCAUGCACCAAUUCCUCAUCGCUAGAGAUUCAUCUCAGAAACUAGCAACAUCAAGCUUCUCAGCUGCUUCUUGAAGUCUCUAUUCAGACCUUUGGCCUAACCAUGGUUCUCUCUCUCUCUCACUCUCACACUCACUCUCUCAGUGUCUAACACCAGCCCAUUCUUGUCAUUUGGGCUUCUGCACAUAUCUAUGGCCCCCAAUAGGGGCUAAAGAAAACACCUCCACAAGUGUUGGAGGGUCAUGCAUUUUUCCCCCUUUGCAUCUUUUUGAAAAGAAGGGUUCCUUGAAAGAGAACCAAAGCAUGUGUGUAACCCCACCAGCUCAAGCUAUUGGAAUUAGCUAAGUUGGGAAAAUAGUUUUUCAAUUCUUGGCCAUGCAUGGAAAGGCCAAGCAAAAAAGAAACUAGCUACCUCGUAACUUUUAGCCUAGGAAAGGCUAAGAAGAAAAAAAAAAAAAACACAUGGUUUGCAAAAAUUGUAAAUUCAACAACUCAUGAUACAGCGAGCCCCUCACUCAUGGAAAUUAAGUUUUGGAAUGGCUAAUCCCUCCAACUUCAUGAUCAGCUAAUCACCUCUAGAUGAAUUAGAGGCAGUUUUAGCAAAAUCAAGGGCAUGGAAAAUGCCCCAACUUUUUUGUCUGUUAACAUGUAGUCUUAGGAUUUUAGAGCUAGGACCAGUCAUGUCUUUAAAAUUGUUUUUUUUUUUUUUAAUUACCAACUGCACUUCAAACUUUCACAUGGUGCAUGCUUUUAACCAACCAUCUUCCCUUAGGGUAAGGGGAGGCAAUCAGUACUGAUUACUCUUGUUUUUUGUUAAUUUUGUAAAUUCAUUGUGGCUAAACAUGGAAGUUUUAGCCCCAUUUUACUAAACUUUAGGAGGGAUAGUGUUUGUUUUCUUAAAAAACAAAAGUAUGCAUUUUUAGAUUUUAAUAUAGUUCAUCAUCCUUUUGAGACUCCAUCAUGGAUGUGGAGCUCAAAGCAUUUGCAUGUGACCCUGGGAGAUAUUUUGGUUCCCUUGGGUUCUUCUCCACUAACCCUGCACCAACCAUGGUUAGGACUUAGGUCAACCUCUUGUCACUCUCUCCUCCCUCUUUCAUCACCAUCAUCAUCACCACCACCAUCAUUCUCUCUCUCUCUCUCCCUCUCUCUCUGCGACUUUCACUUGGAGAUGGAACUUGAUACUCUUUAAUUAAUUAUAUGUAUAAGCCUAUGGAUUGGAUUGUAAUUAGAGAUGCUACUUAGGACAACUAAGACUCAUUCUCCAUCCAUGCUGGUUGUGAGAAUGGGUGUGAUGCUUAAUUCUACUAUGCUUUUAAUUUGAGACUCUUAUAUGCUUACUUCU